CAACCGUUGAAGAAAGAGUGAGUCCCUCUCAAAAAAUGUCGACGUUUCUGCAAUCGUUCCUCGAUCCAAAGAAGAACUUCCUCGCUCGUAUGCAUAUGAACACCGUAUCCACACGCCUUCGUAGAUACGGUCUCAGAUACGAUGAUCUAUUCGAUCAGUACGAGGCUAUGGACAUUAAGGAAGCUCUGAACAGAUUGCCCAGGGAGGUCGUUGACGCUCGUAACCAGCGUCUCAAACGUGCGAUGGAUCUCUCCAUGAAGCACGAGUACCUUCCCGAGGAUCUUCAGGCGAAGCAGACCCCAUUCCGUGGCUAUCUUAAGGAGAUGCUGGCUCUCGUUGAAAGAGAAAGAAAGGAACGUGAAGCCUUGGGAGCUCUACCACUCUACCAGCGCACAUUCCCUUAAGCAUAUUUUUCCUUAUUUUCUGAUCAACUCUACUUCUCUGCAUAAAGCUCCUCUCCAGAUGGAUUAAAUUUUGGUAUUUUUGGAAAUCACAUUCCGAACAGAGCUAUUUUCUUCCUGAAAAGGCAUAAGUCUUGUGAUUCUUUUCUAAAUGGGAUGUUGCUUAUUACAUUUUUCAGUUUUGCUAGCAUGAAUAAAAUCGACGACACAACACGGGGUCUGGUUUAAUGAUUCUCAUUUUCUUACAUUCCUUUGGUGUUUUAUUUAUAUGAUUGUUUCCAAGUUUAAUGCAAUCAGACGUAAAUGCCAUGAUUCUAUAUGUAAAUUUGGAUAAGCCAUGUUGAAAAUAACCUAUGGUUUCAAG
Eruca vesicaria subsp. sativa (arugula) is the source of this 765-nucleotide messenger RNA. The record is from the annotation of a GenBank genome assembly. NCBI's taxonomy places the organism in Eukaryota, Viridiplantae, Streptophyta, Magnoliopsida, Brassicales, Brassicaceae.